Molecule: messenger RNA, 607 nt
Organism: Camellia sinensis
Lineage: Eukaryota; Viridiplantae; Streptophyta; Magnoliopsida; Ericales; Theaceae
Product: uracil phosphoribosyltransferase
Source: RefSeq, a predicted model, not a curated record
UUGGCGCCCGAUAUGUUUGUCUCUCACACACACGCGGUAUACACUGUCUCAAACAAAUUUCCCUCUCUUUCAACACAACCAAGCCUCACCUCGCUCACCACCGUCGUUGGCCACCGGCGAGAGAGACCGUCGCACAUCACCACCGCCACCUGCAAAGCACCAGCGCCACUUAAUCACAGAAAAUGCCAUGGCUGAGUUAGGGAGGCUGCUCAUGUAUGAAGCAUCAAGGGAUUCGCUGCCUACCAUAACAUGGGAGAUUCGGUCACCAAUGGGUCCUACCUCUAUAGAAUUUAUUGAUCCAAGGGAACCUGUGGUGGUAAGGGACUUUGUUACUGGAAGACUUUUACAAACUCGAGCUUUUCUACUACCAAUUACUGGAAUAGUUAUUGAUCCAACAGAGAUGAAGUUAUUUUCUGGUGGUAUAGAUUACUAGUGGAUAUUUCUUUUUUGUAUACAGAGGACAUCAUUUUUGUAUGAUUAUCUAUUUGUAUGGAAUUAUUAUUUUGGGUUGGAUUAUAUUUGGUUUGUAUAGAAUUUGAUGUUACAAGACCAAAUUUUUGGAUGGUUGAAAGUGAAAUAGAAAUAGACAUAUGUAUUGUUUUGUUUA